Dermatophagoides pteronyssinus (European house dust mite) is the source of this 788-nucleotide messenger RNA. RefSeq lists its product as uncharacterized. The record is from RefSeq and is a predicted model, not a curated record. Lineage: Eukaryota; Metazoa; Arthropoda; Arachnida; Sarcoptiformes; Pyroglyphidae.
CUAUUUAUCCGAUUUGUUUAUCCACGAAUGACAUAGAAUUGUUCUGUUUUUUUGAAUUUCUUUUUACAAUUUUUUUUACAAUUUUUAUCAAUCAACAAAUAAUAAUGCGUUGGUUUCAAUUAUUAUUGGCCACAGUGGUCAUUGUUGCCAUUAUUCAUAUGAAUCAACAAGUUGAAGCAAAAAAAUUAAAAAAGAAAGAAUUAUUGGCAUUGAUUCUUUUGUCAAAAAUACCGAAGAAAAAACUUAUUCUACCAAUUCCAUUACCGUUACCUCUUCCAAUACCAAUUUUUGAAAGAACAAAAAAAGUUAUCAAAAAAGAACCAGUUGUUGUGAAAAAAAUUAUCAAAGUUCCAUAUGAAGUUCCAGUAAAAGAACCAUAUUAUGAAGAACCAUAUUAUGAUUCUUAUUCAGCUGCAUCCGGUGGUGAUUUUGAACAAAAUUAUCAUCCAUCAUCACGUUCACGUGAUGGUUAUCGUGGUCCUAGUAAUUAUGGUGGCGGUUAUGAUGGUAAUGAUGGUUCAUAUGAUAAUGAUUAUGAACCUUCAUACUAAACAAAACAUAAUAAAACAAAAAAAACUGAAUCUUGGCUGGACUGGAUUCGAUUUUUAGUAUAAAAAAAAAUUCAUUCAUCUACCGAUUCCUCAUUCUGAUUUCCUAAUUAUUCAUUUUAUUUUAUAAAAUCAUUUGAAACUUCAAAAAAAAACCAUUCAAGAUAAACCCAGAAAUAGUCCAACAAUAAUAAUAAUAAUAUUUAACCAUUUUUUUUCCAUACAAACAAACAUAAUCAU